Messenger RNA from Cephus cinctus (wheat stem sawfly), 6646 nucleotides. RefSeq lists its product as uncharacterized. Gene Ontology annotation, cellular component: membrane. The record is from RefSeq and is a predicted model, not a curated record. Lineage: Eukaryota; Metazoa; Arthropoda; Insecta; Hymenoptera; Cephidae. Gene Ontology annotation, biological process: transmembrane transport; monoatomic ion transport. Bases 1523 to 6544 code for a protein of 1673 amino acids. Gene Ontology annotation, molecular function: protein binding; monoatomic ion channel activity. The transcript has 15 exons.
GAAUACGGAACACUUCGAUUAAAGUGCAUUUCAUUGAAAUACUUUAGUGAGAAAUCCUAAAAACGUUCCGUAACAAUCGAUAGUCAGAAUUCUUUCUUUGAAACAUUUAACGCUCUCAGUCAAUUUCAUGGAUUAAAAUCCUUCGUCAUCCAAGGCCGGAAAUCGUUAGGUAUGACUGAUUAAUCAUGGCUAAUUCCAAGUAGGAAUGAUUAAAACAACAAAAAUUAGCAAGGUUAUUAGAGAAACCGUUAAACAUGACAACGUCGCUGGAAAGGAUGUAUAAGCUACCCUAUGCUGAGACAUCACAUGUAUGUAUGUACCGCCGUAGGUCACGCUUUCUUCAUGAACAUUACCAAACGUUACCAAUCUCUCUAUGUAUAAAGAUGAUUCCUAUGCCAAAACAAUACAAACAACCAAAUCAUCUUCAUGGAUCUGCCAUCAAUAAUACUCCUUGCAUAAGCCCACAGUGAAUCGACAAUUGGUAUUAAUAAGAAAAAAGAAAACGGUUAACACUUUCAUGUUCAAGGAUCAACGGCGCCAGGGAGUGGUGGUGAGAAUGAUUCCAACAACAUGGAGAGGAUGUUGCAGAAAGUGGGGGAGGAUGAAGAAGGAGGUUACAGCACAAAGUCGGUAUCCGGAAAUAACUUCAGUUUCGUUAGAGAUUUCUCUGAGUUCUCAAUGAACUUUUAAGUAAUCUUAACAAGCGCCAAGUUAUCUCUUAAUAAGAAUUUCUACAUAGUUACUUUAAAAAAGUUUAUUAAAAAAAAUGAAAUCACUUUAAAGAAGAAAUGAUUAACAGUCCAAAAAAGAGAUUCGUUGCGACUAUUUAAACACAUAUGAUAGUCAUAUUGUGGGAUUUCCUUAUCAGUAUCCUGAAAGGAUGCGGUUGUCAUACUUUACAUAGAAUUAACAUUUUUUAUAAUUUAUAAAAGUGAUGACGUUAGUGUUAUCGUAAAGACUCAUUUACUUCUUUAGUCAUAAUAAGCCAAUGAAAGAGGGAGAAGCAUCGACAUUAAAAGGCUAUAACUUUAAUAUCGUUUUCUGAAUCUUAUAGUGGAAUACCGAGAGUGGCGGUAGCUAAAUAUAUGUUUAAUUUGUUUAAUAAACAUCAGAAACAUAUGGGGACGCUCUGAAGUAUAUCUUUAGUCAGGAAUAAGCUAAGAGUAGUUAAGAAGACCAAAAUCCUACCGCAGAAGUAACACAGCAUUGCAGUAAAUACGAGUUAACAACGUCAGACUAAAGUUUGGUAAGUUAGUAAAAAUUUCAAUGGUAUCAUUUUAAAUUCAGUUAAUGCAUGUAGAUCCUGCCAAUAGUUUAGCAUGGAUUUUCUCACACAUGGCUGACAUAUUACUUGUAAAAUAUACAGUGCCACUGAAGUCUAUUGGAGGCUGACGUAUUUGAAUAUCAUCCAUGUCAGUUUGAUAAAUAUCAGGAGAAGUUAGAUAACCCAAACACAUUCUUGACGUUCGUAUCAUCAGCUGUAGAACAGAGUAUCAAUAUUAUUUUUAGAACGGAAAAAGAGAUGUCAGGACCAAGUCGUUUAAGCUUCUUUGACAGGCUGUCAAGUCAUCAUGCGACGCAUGAAAAUUCUAAAGCAAAAGGAGACGACGACAGUAAGAGGACACCGUCUAUAGUAAUUAAUUACGAGGAUGAUGAUGGGGAAGUCUGGGAGGAUGACCUACGCGGUAGCAUCUCCUCGGAAGAGAGUGCAGAGUCUGCUGUUCCUGGUUGUUCGAAGCAUCGACCAACGUCUCAUCAGCAACUUUGGGACAAGGAUGAAAUUAUCUUAGGGCUCACUGAUCUUCCAGCCGGCGAGGCUGCCCUUGCACUAGUGCCUACACUUCAUGGGGAAACACUGAGAAGAGUUUUAGAUGAAAGUAAAAACUUAAAUAUCACUGAUGCCGCAUCCCGUGAUCACAAGAUGCCUAUACCCAGUUUCGUAAAUGGAUACGUGAGGAAAGCAUCUUUAGCUGCUGAGAACGAAGCAGCGUCCGCUGCAACGCCUAGCCAUUUGCUGACAAAAUGGCCCAACACGUGUCUUCUGGUGUCUUGCUGGUUGCGACACUUAGAGCUUGUAAAAGCUCUUCUGGAAAGAGGCGCCCACAUUAACUGCCGCGACGGUGAUGGCAGAACUCCUCUACACUUGGCCGCCUGUUCAGGCUCUGUGAAGAUAGUAGAAGAAUUAUUGAAAUAUGGUGCUGACCCGGCUGAAUGGGAUUUUAAUAAGAAGUGUACUGCCUUGCAUUGUGCUGCAGCUGCAGGAGAUGUGGCAUCUGUAAAAGUUUUAUUGAAAUCAGGAGCUGACGUGAACGCUGGUCUCUCAGGAAAGAGUCCAUUGCACUAUGCAGUUAUGAAUAAUUCAGGCGAGUGCGUACAAGCCCUUUUGGAAGCUGGUGCUUGUCCCAAUAAUCCUCAGGUAUACACUGAGACCCCAUUGCACGUCGCUGCAAGUUUAGGCUCUACUACUUGCGUCAAGCUGUUACUGAGUCACGGUGCUGACGUAAGGGUGCAACUGGGACAAGCCAAAUCGACUCCAUUACAUUUGGCAGCCGAGGAAGGCAAUAUGGAAUGCACCAAGCUUCUCCUGGAGGCUGGUGCACAGGCAGAUGCUAAAAAUUCCAAAGGACAAACUGCAAUGCAUUUAGCCGCGCUUGCGCAAUCUGCAGAAACUUUAGAGGUACUCAUUAAAGUAGGAGCUAAUGUUAAUGCAGAGGAUAGCGACGGUAGAGCACCGCUGCACGCUGCCGUGGCGAAGUCUCUAAGAGGAAGCGAAUUAGUCAGGAUGUUAAUACAGGCAGGAGCUUUUGUCAACAAACCAGAUAAAUUUGGCUACACUGCGCUUCAUAUAGCAGCACUAAAUGAAAGUUCGCAACUGGUAAUUCUUCUAUUGAGCAAAGGAGCGGACGUAACAGCUCGUACUAAAGGUGGAGUGUCCGCCCUGAGCUUUAUUGUACGUAGAACACCAGAUGCCUUAGCAAUAUUCGUUGGAAAAUUGGAUCAAUCCAUAUCCUUGCACGAUCACGAGCUUGGAGACGUGGACUGCGAAUUGAGAUUGGAUUUUAGACCGUUGGUUCCAGGUGGUAGAGGUGAAACAGACUUGAUGCUCUGCUUGGUGGAAGUUGGUCAGAGACAUGUUUUGCAGCAUCCUCUAUGCGAGAGUUUUCUUUACUUAAAGUGGUUGAGAAUUAGAAAAUUCUUUCUAUUCAGUCUAAUAUUUCAUUCUAUCUUUGUAGCAAUGUUCACGGCAUAUGUUUGUAUCAUGUUCCUUGGCUAUCAGAUAAGUCUGAACGGUAUUUUUUUUUGGCCUGUAUUGGUAUUCACUUGCAUAUUGGCAUGCAAGGAACUAUUUCAAUUAGCUCACGGUAUAAGAACGUACGCAAAGCGCUGGGAGAAUUGGCUACAGUGGGGAGUCAUUUUGGCAUCUGGUGCUAUUUUGAUACAACCUAUAAGGGAGUGGCAAGAUCAUGCUGCUGCCUGGGGCAUUUUACUUGUCUGGGUUGAACUGAUGAUGGUGGUUGGAAGAUUUCCUAUGUUUGGGUUGUACAUACAAAUGUUUACGCGAGUGUCCAUGAACUUCUUCAAGUUUCUAGGAGCUUACGUGUGCCUUAUAAUAGGUUUCUCAUUAGGAUUCUGUGUUUUCCACAAGAAUUACAAAUCCUUUAAAAACCCUGAGAUAGGAUUAUUGAAGACCAUCAUAAUGAUGUCCGGGGAAUUGGAAUUUGAGGAUAUGUUCUUUGAUGAAUCUGCACAAUUCUUGUAUUUUGAUACAGCGCAUUUGAUGUUAUUGGCCUUUGUGAUACUUGUCACUGUCAUCCUAACUAAUCUUAUGGUUGGUCUUGCAGUCUCGGAUAUACAAGAACUUCAAAGAUGUGCAGGUCUCGACAGACUUGUACGAAGAGCCGAACUUGUAGCUCAUUUGGAGAGUAUGUUAUUUUCAAAAUUAUUAGAUCACGCACCUAAAAGAAUCGUGAAAAUGUGCAGGAAAGGUGCGUUAUUGUUGCAUCCACCGCAUCAUUGUGCUCUACAUAUUCGACCUAAUGAUCCUAGAGAGAAACGUUUACCGAAGGAUUUGAUAAUGGCUGUGUAUCGUUUGGCAGGUGAGAAAAAGAUACGUAACAGACGUACGAGACCCGCGUCCACUAGAAGUUGCAGUGGUAUGGAACUUGGUGAUAUUAGGUUAAGUAGAUUAUACAGUACAGCUUCUGCCAACGAUAAUAAUAAACAGCAAUUAAAUGAGUUGGUUGCUGAAUUGAAAAGAUUCUCAUCCAAUUUUGGAACACGGUUAGACGCUUUGACCAACAGGAUUGAGAGUAUAAGUCGUGAUAUUGAUACAUCGAACCAAUUGUUUCGCCACUUUGAAGCGUUAUAUUGGAAUCUUCUCCUUGUCUCUUUGGAAUAUCACUCAGCAAGAAUGAGUGAACAUCGUGGAACAUCUUUUGCUCAUUCCUGCGUAAAAGUACCAGUGGAUCCUUACAGUCGUCAACCAACACCUUCUUACGAACGUCCAAAGAUCCUUAAGAAUGAACGAUGCCGAUCAGCUGAUAAAUCUCGCAAAAUAAAUUUUGCCAACCGUGACAAUAUUCCAAUGAACGAGCAAACGAGUCCUCAUGAGACUCUAGAGAACUUUCUCGAGUUCCUGGAGAGCAUACCUGACUACGGUGACGUUCAUCAUCUCACAAAUGAGCAAUUUAAACAAAAGGUGGAUUACUUAAAGCGAAAACAAAGAGUAUUGCUGAAAAAUCUAAGAUACUGUCUAGAUCAGGAUGUCAAUGAUAAGUCUGAUCUCAGAGAGCAUACACCGGAAAUGGAGUGUAGUGAAGUCAAGCAAUGGUGUACAGAUUAUAACAAUCUCAGUCUAAAAGGGAAAAAGUGUAACUUUGAAGAAUCUAGAGUCGAGAGUCCAAUACUAUUUUCAUCUGGAAAGUUUGCUGGAUUGGCUGAGGAUCAAGACCUUUUGACCUAUCGAUGCAAGGGUAAGGAUAAGGAUGCGAAAACUCUACGUAACCGGGAAAUUCAUUCCGCCAGAAAAAGCUGGAGUACUUGGAGCGAAUCAAAAAGUAUGGAUAGUCCAGACACCGACGAAGAUGAUGAUAGUAUAGAAACAAGAAGUCUACCGCCAAGCAGUCCUAAGAGGUGGCAUCCAACAGUACCUAAACCAUUUAGUUUUACCCUCAGAGAGGAUGCGGAGAAGUACAUGUCACUAACGGAAAUGCAAGCAGAGGAUUGCCUGAAAAAGGAAACUUUGGGAGUAAACAAAAAACCAACUAAAAGACGUAGAACAAAGCCAGUUCCGUUGACGUCAAAAUUACGUCUUUAUGAUAAAUUAUUAGCAGAGAAGGAAGAAAGGAGUCGUAUGGUGAGAGAGGAAAGCGCGUGGAGUCUGAUGUCACAAGUGCGUCCAUUUAAAUUGGAAAGUGCUAGAAGAGCUUUGACAAGAUCAAGUCCCGAGUUGUGCCCAGUGGAAAGCAAGGAUGUUCCUUCGGUUCCAAAGUUUCGAGCAAAGCCAGUACCCAGGAAUUUGUUCAGCACAGAAGUAUACGACAGAAUGUUGGAAGACGAUUUUUACAGGGCACUGAAGAAGAAGGUGCGCGCUGCGGAGUUACUCAAAUCCUCUUCCCUACCGCCUUCGAUGGCUCGCAGAGAACGUGUAAAAUCAGCCAAUACGGAUUUUCAAAAUAACUCCAAGGACUAUAUAUAUGAGAAGUUACGUGAAGGACGAGAAUCUACAGGUGCCAGUGUGACGCCAUUGCCAUCUGAAAGGUCAAGAUCGGUCAUGACUGUUUUGUCAGGCCAAGGAAAUAAUUUGGCGGCUAUACUGAGGUGCCAGGCUUCCAGGGAAAAGAUGGAGCGUGAAAUUCAGGAAAAAAUGGAAGAGAGACGUAGGGAGGAAAUAAUGAAGUUGCGCGAAUCUUUAGUGAGAAGGAAACCAGCUUGGAGAGCACUGAGAUCAGCAACAAGACACGAGCAUGAAAGGGAUUUAAUUCUACGAGCAUCUCUACGUCGUGACGAGGCCAGAGAGCAAGCAGAACGUCACAGACUUCAAAUGGAAUUAAUGUUGGAUCGUGUUACGCAAAUACCAACCCUGUUCGAACGUCAUUCUCAGGAAAUGGAGUAUUUGCAGAGCUUCCAUACGCCACUCAGUUUCCCGUCAAAAGUCGGAGCAAAAUGUCUUUACAAAACGAAGAAGAAGAAGAGAGCCAAGAGAGAUAAUUCCAGCAGUGUCAAUUCUUACGCUAGUCUUGCCAGUAGCUCCAGACCGAAUUCCGGUUCCUUGACUAGUUCAUCAGGCACCCUAGGGUCUAUAAGUAGAUCAUCCAAAUCAUCAGGUUCUAGAAAAUCCAGCAAGUCAACACCAAAGUCAAGCAACUCAACAUCCAAGAAGAAAGGUGAUCGUGGUCCAUUGAAGGUUUCCAUAAACGAGACUGCAGAACUGAUCGAAGAUCAAAAUGAGGAAGACGAAAGAUACUCAAGUGAUCCAAUUCCUAGUGAUGAACACGAACAAAAUGUAUCUGACAGCGAAGAGAACGAGAGCGUUGAAAAUUAAAAUUAUUUUAUACACAUAACAAUUUACAGAAAAUCAUAAAUAUUUGUCACGUAUAAUAAUGACAAAAAAAAUCAGGUAAAAAUUAAUUUAAAAAAAACUAAU